AUGGGUCAAGAAUUAUUUGAGGUUCAUUUAAAUACAGACGAACCUAUUGCAAUUACAUCUGAAACUAUUACAUCAACUAUUGGUAAUGAUGAUAUCAGUUUAUUUUUUUCUUUAAAAAAUUCUUCGGAUUUAACUGAAUCGAAUAACGACAAUCAAAUUCCAAAUUCUCAAACUGAAUAUAUAAAACAAAUUCGAAAUUAUCUAUCUACACUAACAACACCAACUCAAUGGGAAAAGCUCAAUUCUGACAUCGAUGAUAUACUUACCAAUAAUGUUUUUCCAUCUAUUACAGAACAAAAUAAUAAAAUCACGAGCAUAAUUGAUGAUCGUGUCACAUAUAAACAACAACUUGAAACAUCAUUGACGAAGAAACUUCAAGACAAUAAAUAUAUUAAUCUUUCAAUAUUUGCACAAUCAUUUAGUAAUGCUACAUUAGAUAAUAAUAAUCAACAACAAGACAAAGAUAAAUAUCAAUCUGAUCAAUUAUCAUAUUUUGCUAUUCAAUCAUUAAUAUCGAUAUUAUUACUUCUGAUAAAAUCUGCUGAAAAAAAUGAUCCUAUAAUUAUUCAACAGAUAUUAAUCUUAACAGGACAAUUAUGUGAACAAUUUCCAGUCAAAUGUUUAUCUUCGAAAAAUAAAUUCUUAUUUAAAUCAUUAGAACCAUUAACAAAUUAUAUUCAUGAAUUAUCUCUAACAACAGAUCCAACUAUUUCAAAACAAGCUUUAAAAAUUUUACUUAGUUUUUCAAUUGCAAAAGGAUCAUUCAAAGAUAUUUUAUCCUUAUUAAAUAAAUUAAUUUUCAAUACAAGUGAUAUUUAUCAUGUACAAGGUCUAAUCAUUCAGUUGAAUAAUGGCCUUACUGAAGCUAUCGAUGAAUGGGAGAAACAAAAUGAAUUGACAGAAUUUCCAUCAUUGAAUUAUUUAAAAUCUAUCAAUUCAUAUCCUAAUACAGAAUUAAUAAAUUUAACUGAUGAUUUAUUUACUGGUCAAUUUAUUUCAUCUAUUAUUUUAUCACAUAUUGAUAUUGAAAAUGAAAUAAAUUCACCAAUAAAAAUUUUUAAUUUAAGUUCAUUUUCAUGUGAAUUUCAUGUUAAUACAUUUAAAGAUUUAUUUCAUAUUAUUGAACAAUUAUCAACAAUUAUAUUAUCACAAUCAAAUAAUACAAUCAUUCAUAUUCUAACUGUUUGUUUAAGAUUAUUUAAUACACAUUUACAAAUUUUAUUUGAUUAUCAUAAUGAUAUAUCAACAUAUGCUUCUGAUAUUGAUUUAAAAAUAUGGUUUGAUUUAUUAUUAAAAUUAUCUUGUACUGAAAAUUUCGAUAAUAUUUCGAUAAAUAAAGAAGCAUCAAAAGCAUUUAUUAAUGUAAUUAAUAUUCAAAUAAUAUCAUUCAAUGAAAAAUUAUCGUUAUUUCAUAAAUAUGUCGUUGAAAAUAAACAUACAAUAUUAAUUCAACAAAUAUUUAUUGAAUUAAAUAAAACAGAAACAUUAUUAGAUUGGAUUGAAAUAUUAUGUGAUGAAAAUAAGAAAUUAUCAGCAUUGAAUAUUUUAUAUUGGUUUAUUGAUUUUCAUUUUAAUGAAAGUGAAGAAACAAAAUCUGAUAUGUUAUUAUCAUUUCAAAAACUUUUAUUAUAUCGUUUAUGUGAAAAGAAUAAUAAUAUAAAUCAAUUAUCUUCACUUAUGACUGAAUAUUUUACUGCUAUAUUCAAAAAAAAUUGUACGAAUAAUGAUUUAUUUAAUUCAAUUCUUAUUAUUUUAUGUUCAAUGACAAAAAGCGAUGGAUUUUAUCAAUAUGAAUCUAUUCAAUCAAUAUUUAUAGAUAUUUUACCAUUAUUAACAGAAUAUUAUUUAAAAAAUCAAGAUAAUGAAUUUAUUUGUUGUUUAAUUGGUAGAAUAAGUCAUGUAUUAAUUAUUGGUUCACCACAAGAUUCUCUUGAAAUAAAACAUUUAAAUAAAUUAAAAUUACCUAUUUUUGCUGGUGGAUGUACAACGGAUAAAAAUAAUUAUUUGUUUAAAUCGAAUCUAGCUAUGUAUAGUCAAUUUCAACAAUCAAAUAAUAAUAUCGAAGAUGAUAAAGAUUUUCUUAUGUCAAUUUAUAAUAAUACUGAUGAUGGUGCACGAUUAAUAUCUAAAUUGAAAACGUGUAUUAAAACUAAACAAAAUUCAUUACAAAAAUCAAUUGAACAACAAGCAAAUGAUGCAUGUGCUGCUGUAUUUGCUGUUUAUGUUAAACUUUAUCGACGAAUAAAUCUUGCUAAAUCCGAAUUAUUACGUACAGAUGAAAAUAAACCAUAUAAUCAAUUAUUAUCUAUUUAUGAAUAUGCUAAUCGUAUUCAAACAUUAUUUGCUACUAUUAAAGGUCAAGGUGGUGAUUGUAAUGAACUUUAUAAACAAAUAAAAAGCAAAACAUUAUUUCUUUUAUUAUCAGUUAAAGAAAGUGAUUUAAUACCAAUAGUAAAAGAAGAUGUAUCAUCAAUUAUAAUUGAUAAUAAACCAAAAAAAGCAAAUCAUUUUCAACGGCAACAUUCACAUUGGUCAAAAGCAAAAUAUGUUUUUAAAUUACUACGCCAUUUAUUUCAAGCUUGUAUACGAUUUAAACGAUUUAUGUUAGAAAAAAAACAUAGUAUCGAACAAAAACUUGAUUAUGAUAGUUUAUUAAAUCGAACAAUUGAUAAUUUUAUUUAUGGAGAUUUAUAUAAAAUAUCAGCAUCCGUAACAAUCGAAGAAAAACAAUUAGAAAUUGAUGAACUUGAAAAAUGUCUUUGUCGACAACAUGAACGAGCUACAAUUCGAUUACUUACAUAUCGAUUUAUUAAAAUAUUUAUACAAAAUCUUCUUCAACUCAAUAAUAAUGAUCAAUGCCUUAAAACUCUAUCGAUUUAUUUACCAUAUAUGAGAAAAAGUGAUUUAGAAUGGUCAUAUUUUAAUGAUAUAUUAGCAACAAAUAAUCAAUUACGAGACGAUAUUAGUAAGACUUAUUAUUCAAUUAUUAAACUUGUUUUAUCAUUUACUUUACAAUCAAAUCAUUUCGUACAAACUAUUUUUUAUUUACUUAAUUUAUCUUAUGAAUCAACAGACAUUUGUCAUAUAUAUAAUCAUCAAAUAAUUGAAAUAUUAUUUCAAUCAUUUGUUAGUUUAGCUAAUAAUUCCAAUGAUAAUACAACAUCGAUUGGAUUGAAAUUUAAUGCAUUUAAUUGGUUUCGAUUAUUUCUCAUGAAAUUAUGUGAAAAUAUUGAAAUUGAAAAAUUACAUGAUACACCAAAUCAAAUUUUACAACAACAACAAAGAUUUCUUUUUAAUACAUUAAUUUUAAAUGAAUUAAAAAAUAUUUCAUUGCCUGAUUCCGAAAUACAAACUAAUAAUUCUUUAAAAGAUAUAUCUAUUAAAUGGUUUCUUCAAGCAGAUCAAUCAGAUAUUAAUCUCUAUAUAAAUCAAUAUUUAGUUCUUCUACUUCGUUGUAUGCGUUUUUAUAAAUAUGUUCUAUCCGUUUGUGCAACUAUUCCGUUUCUUGAACAAUUAAUUUAUAUUUACAAUCAUCAUCAGGCUAAUAUUACUCGUUUACUUACAAUAAAAAUUCUACGUUAUUUAAUACCAUCAAUAUCCGAUAAUGCAGAUGAAAUAGCAAAAAAUCUUAUUGAAAUUUUCUUACAUGAUACUUUAAAUACAAUUGGUGAAAAUAUUCUAUCACAAGAAAUUAUUGCAGAAUUAAUUUAUAUGUAUCGUACAAUAAUGUCUAUUGAAUCUUCAUGGAAAACAAUAGCAAUAGAAAUUAUAUUUAAUACUAUUGUAUCAUAUUUAAACAUCGAAUCAAUUGAAGCGAAUGAUUUAAAUCAAAUGAAUAAACUUCUAGCAUCAUUAAAUAUUUUCGGUAGUUAUAUUGAACCAUAUCGAUUAGGUUCCGUGGUUAUAAAUGAAACAAAUGAUAAAUUAAAUGAUGAAUCUUCUUUAGCAUUAAUUAUUGAUAUUAAUGAUACAGAAACACCUUAUUUAAUUCAAUAUUUACAAACAAAUCAAACAGAAUCAGUUUCUAUAAAUAAAUUACAACUUAAAAUCGAUAUUCCACCAUCUGAUUUACCAAAUACAUUUGAUUCAAUACUUGAUCUACUAGGAUAUUUUAUUCAAAUUGAUACAUCAACAAAUGAAUCAAUAAUGUUAUUACAAAUAAAACGUCAUUGUAUUUCUGUUCUAUAUCAUAUAUUGAAUAACAAGAAAUUAAUUGAAAUUUUCAUGGAAAAACCAUAUGCAUCGAUUAUUGCACAACUAUGUAUAUCAAAUCAACAACCGACGGAUAUACGUUUAUUUAAUAAACAACAUUUACAACAAUAUUGUUUAAGUUUAGAUACAUGUGAAAGAUUGAAAAAAAUAGUUGAUAAUGAACAACAAGAUUUAGUAGAACAACAACAACAACAAUCAAUAUCAAUAAAUGAUCAAGAUGAUUUAUUAUAUAGUAUAUGGAAUGUUGAGAAAAUGAAUCAAGAUCAAUUAGAUACGAAUAUUUGGACGGCAUACAAUGGAUGGAGACCGUAUGUAUUUGCAGGAGAAAUGGAAUAUUUUAAAGAAGGACGAAUUGGAAUCGAUGAAAUAACUAUUGUACCAUUUCCACGUAAUACAGCUGAUGUUAGUGUAACUGAAGAAUGUGGUAUUAAACAUAGAUUUCAUGGACGAAUAGUUCCUAAUGGAGAGAAUACAACAGUAUCAUUUCCAACAUUUAUUAUGAAUAAUUUGCAAUUAAGUGAAGGAAAAUGGUAUUAUUGUGUUCGAUUACCAAAUGCUGGACUUUUACAAAUCGGAUGGGCAACAAAUGGAUUUACACCUAGUAGUGGAUGUGGAGUAGGUGAUGAUAUGUAUUCAUGGUCAUAUGAUGGUUCGCGUGGUGUUUUAUUCAAUGCUCAAGGAUUUUAUAGUCAAUUUGAUGAUGUUCGUUGGAAUGAAAAUGAUGUUUGUGGUUGUGGUAUCGAAAUUGAUGGAGAAAAUACUAAUAUUAAAUAUUGGUUGAAUGGAAAACUUUUAGGUACAGCUUUUCAACAUAAAACAUGUGUUAAAUAUUCAUCAACAAAAUGUGAUUUAUUACCAAAUGGAGCAACUACAACAUAUUAUCCAGCUAUUAGUAUACAAAGUGAAGUAUCAAGAUGUUGUGAAUUAAUAAUAAGUCCAGAAGAUAUGAAAGAUUGUCCAUUACCAAAUGGUUAUAAAUCUAUAUUAUUACCUAAAUCUCUUCCAAAAGAAAAUUUACUUGUUGAUUAUCCUUUCAGUGCAUAUCUUAUUGGUGAUGAUCAAACGGAAUCUUGUCUUACUAGACAAACGAAAUCUGAUAUUAAUAUUCUACGUGAUUUUGUUAAUGAACAUCAUCUUGAAACAAAAUUUUCUUUAAAUAAUCAAUCUAUUAUUCUACCGGAUAAUAGUGAUGGUUUCAAUUUAUCUGUAGACAAUACAGAAGCAUCAUCAUUAACAAUUAGUUUUGAUGUUCAACUAACUUCAACCGAUGAAAAACUUGAUAUUAUUGAUUUAUUUACAUUAGAUUCAAUGGAAAUUAUUUGUAGAAAAACCGAUGAAAAAUUACGAUGUGUGAUUAUUUUCUUAGCAAAAAAACGACAAAUAAAAGUUUAUAUUAACAAUAAAUGUCGAACAUAUCCCGAUGCAUUUUCGUAUGAAACAAUUAAGAACUUAAAUAUACAUAUUUUACCAAAAAUUGCUUGUGAAAUAAAAAAUUUAGCAAUAUGGAAAUAUGCUCUAUCUGAAGAACAAAUUCGUCGUCUAUUCAAUUAUAGUCUAUUAUAUAUUGUUAGUGAUUUUAAGAGAUUAAAAGACUAUCGAAAACAAGUAAAUACAAUAACAUUUUCUAAAAAUCAACAAGAAUUUUCCGAUGAAUUACUUCUUCCAUUUAUUGAAUCAUGUACAGACGAACUUUGGGAAAAAAAGAAAAAACAAGCAGAUAUGGAUGAAUCAAAAUAUUUUAAAACAAAUGAAGAUUAUUCAACUGUUGAAUUAUAUGGAAAUCAAUCUUAUCUUAUUCUAAAUAAAUCUGAUGAUGUAUGGUCGAAAUUUACAUUUGUAUUCAAUCUUUGUAUUCCAAAUUGGCCAUCAAAAGAUGAAAGGCUAGCAUUAAUAACAUUGAAUUCUAAAAAUGAUAUUCUUUUAACAUCUGAUGGUAAACUUUGUUUCGAUGAAAAUGGAACAAAACAUGAAAGUCAUUCAUCUAUUAUUCGAAAUGAAUAUUUUCGUUUAUCGAUUAUUGGUCGUCCAGAAUCUCUUCAAAUCUAUGUAAAUAAUAAAUUAGAAAUUGAUAAGAAAAACAGUGAUGACGAAUAUAUAAAAAUUAAAAGAAAUCGAAUUAGAUUAUUUAGAGAAAGCGAUUUUACCCGAAAUACUACAAGUGAAGAAAUACUUCGAAUAUCAUUAAAAUCAAUUACUUAUUUAAAUCGUGCAGUAUCAAUUGAUCAAUUACAAUCAUCAACAUUACUUGCAUUACCUACUUCAAUUAUUGGAUUAAGUUUAAUGGCAAUGGGUUAUAAAAAAUCAUGGAUACAAUCGGUAAUCGACGACAAUAAAACAACAAAUAUUUCAACAAUUAAUACAAUUUUACGUGAACAAAAAUCUUAUUUUAUAAAACAAGAUCAGGAAAAUAUACGAAUACGUUAUACGAAUAUUUUAACCAAAUUAGAUCCAUCGAUUGAUUCGGAAAUUUUAAAAAAUAUUGAAUUAACUACAGAUGAACAAAUAAAAAAUAUUGCUCAAUAUAUACUUACUCAUUCGAUGUCUUUACAGCAAUCAUCUGAUGAAAAUGUAGUUGAAUCAAAAGAUAAAUUAAAUCCAAAUUGGUUUCUACAAUCUGUUCAACAUUUAGAUAUUCGUAGUAAUUUUAAUGAAUGGCUUCGUGAUAAAACAUCGGUAACAGAAGAUGAAGAUAAUAUUUAUCAAUUAAUUGAUAUUGAACAAAAGAAACAAACAAGAAAAAAACCUCAUGAAUCAAUUGAUUAUUCACAUAAAAAUAUUUCAUCAAAACAAUUUUUACAAUCACGAAUUGCUUGUGAACAUGGAUUAACAAUAAUUUAUGCACGUAAUACCAUUCUAAAUAUGCUUAAAGUAUGGUCCUAUGAUAGUACAUCAUUAUUAUUUCCAUUAGAAAAAUUUGGUAAUUAUACAUUUCUUAUAUCAUUAUUAAAAUUAUUAGAUUAUUCGGAAAUAAAUAAAAAUGAAAAAUUUAAUCGAAUACAUAUAUUAAUUAAUUCAAUUCUUAAAACUGAAAUCAAACAAUUACUUGAACAUCCUGAUAAGAAUGAUUUAGAAAAUCAAGCACCAUUAUUAUAUCAUUUACAAAAAGAUUUUAUUAUUCAUUCAAUUAAAUUUUUACUUAAACCAUCUUUAUUAGAAUCAAAUUCUAGUGGUGAUCAACAACAAUUAAAUUUCAAUUUUAUUUUCAAAACUCUUAAUCAUUUUGUGGAAUUAAUAACUGAUAAAUCAAUUAUGAAACAACAUCAAAUAGAUUUGAUUAUUUCAAUUUUAUUUCCGAAACAAUUAAUUAAUUUAUUAUUUAAUCUAUUCUUAAUUGUUUCAACAAAUCAAGCUAAAAUAUCUAUUCUUCAUUUAUUUACUACAUUAUUACAAACAAGUGAAUCUAUUAAAUUGAAUAAUCAAAUUCAACAAUUUUUUUGUCAAUUUUUAAUUGAAUUAUCAUCAUCGACUACACUAUCAAUAAGUAGUUAUUCGAAAAAGAAACUUGAAAUUUCGUUAUUAGAUUUUAUAUUUAUAUUAUUGAAGAAACAAGAUAAUAGUCAAAUAAAAGAAUUUCAAAUGAAAUUACCAGAAAAUAUUCAAAAUUUAUUUACAACAGUUGAUGUUAUUAUUGCUUGGAAUGAUCCAACAAAACAAAUACCAUUACCUGAAAUAUUUCUUUCACAAUCAAAAAAUAUUUUAGGUGAUAAUUAUCAGUUAAAUCAAGAUGAUUUUAUAAAAUCGAAUCAAAUUUUCAAUCCUCUUAUUGAUCAAGAAUUAAUUAAUUUCAUGAAUAAUAAUUCAUUAUUAAAUGAUAAUUCAUUCUCUAGUUUUAUUGAAAGUCUUCCAACUGAAUCUGAACCAAAUGCAAUAUUCUAUAAGAAUUAUAUAUUAUUAUCAAACGUUCCUGCUGAUUCUAUUCAAAAUCGAGCAAAAUUUAUUUAUCUAUUAAAUAAAUUCGUUGAAAAAAGUCUUGCUAUUGUUGAUUUUAGUUUAUCACAAGGACAAAGUCCUCUAACGGAUUAUAUUCGAACAAUAAAACUUUAUCUAUUAUCAUCAACAAAAUUACAAUUAUUUCAUGAAUCUCUAGAGAAAACCGAAGGUGCUUAUAGUUCUGAUUAUCAAACUGUUAAUUUCGAUACUGUUAAAGCAAGUACGGAUAUUGAAAAAAGUGAAAGUACAUUUUUUUAUCAAGCCUAUCAACAAUUACAUGCUAAUGCUCAUAUAAUAUUUCGACGAUCAAAUGAACAAUUAUGGCAAGCACAAUAUAUUGGAAUGCAUAGUACUGAUGCAGGUGGACCUUAUCGUGAUAGUAUAACACGUAUUUGUUUAGAUAUAUGUUCAACAAGAUUAUCAUUAUUUAUUUUAUGCCCAAAUGGACGUACAAAUAGUGGUUUAAAUCGUGAUUGUUGGAUUACAAAUGUAUUUCCACCAAAUAAGUCGAUACCAAAAAAAUUUAAAAGACAAUAUCGUUUUAUUGGACAAUUAAUGGGUAUGGCAAUACGUAAAAAACAUUAUUUAGAUUUAAAAUUUCCAAUAUUAUUAUGGAAACAAUUAUUAAAAGAACAAAUUACUAUUGAAGAUAUUGAAGCAAUUGAUGCACAAAGUUUUACAAUGAUUAAUGAAAUGGAAAAAAAUAUUGAACAAAUAAAAUCAAUGGAUAAUGAUAAUGAUAAUGAUAUGGAAACAUUAUUUAGUAGUAUUAUGAGUGAAUUACGAUUUGAUGUUGUUAGUUCAUCUGGACAAAGUUAUGAACUUAUUCCAAAUGGUUCAGAAAUUUCUAUAACAGCAUCGAAUUUUAAAAAAUAUUGUUCGUUAUAUCGACAAUAUCGUCUCAAUGAAUUUAAUCGACAAAUAAAUUUAAUACGUGAUGGAUUAUAUAGUAUUAUUCCAUGUUAUUAUUUAAAUUUAUUUACUCCUACUGAACUUGAAGAAGCAGUAUGUGGAAAAGGACGAAUUGAUAUUGAAAUUUUAAAACGAAAUACUUAUUAUGGUGGUGAAUAUAGUCAAGAUUCAUCGACAAUGGAAUUAUUCUGGACGGUACUUAAUGAAAUGUUUACGGAUGAACAAAGAAAAUUAUUUUUAAUAUUUGUUUGGGGUCGAAGUACAUUACCAACUCGAGAUGAAGAUUUUCAUACGAAAUUUACCAUUACUAAGUUGGAUCUAUAUGAAAAUGAAAAUGUUGAUAAAAUACUGCCACGAUCACAUACAUGUUUUUUUACGAUUGAUUUACCUGCCUAUUCGACAAGUGAAAUUAUGUAUGAACGUUUAAAUUAUGCUAUUUCAUGUUGUUCAAGUAUUGAUGGUGAUGGAACAAUAAACGAUACAGUUAAUUUAGAUGAUUUAAGUUUUGAUGAUAACUCAGAAGAAUAA
This is a messenger RNA of Adineta steineri, 9582 nucleotides long. The record is from the annotation of a GenBank genome assembly. NCBI's taxonomy places the organism in Eukaryota, Metazoa, Rotifera, Eurotatoria, Adinetida, Adinetidae.